Molecule: messenger RNA, 5045 nt
Organism: Homarus americanus (American lobster)
Lineage: Eukaryota; Metazoa; Arthropoda; Malacostraca; Decapoda; Nephropidae
Product: erythroid transcription factor-like
Exons: 10
Coding region: 303-2498 (731 amino acids)
Biological process (GO): cell fate commitment; negative regulation of transcription by RNA polymerase II; positive regulation of transcription by RNA polymerase II
Molecular function (GO): zinc ion binding; RNA polymerase II cis-regulatory region sequence-specific DNA binding; DNA-binding transcription factor activity, RNA polymerase II-specific
Source: RefSeq, a predicted model, not a curated record
ACCGAGGCGGACCGACACACACACACACACACACACACACACACAUAUCCCGGGUGUCGUUCAUUGGGUAUCGUACCAGCAACCAGCUCACACGUGGCCGUCUCUCGUCUCCCUCAACACCGCUCGCUGGCCGUGUCGUGGAGAUCUCUCUCGUCUUUCCUCACAGGAGCCCCCUCGCCACCCUGUAAUUCCUACAAUCUCCAAAGGAUCUUCAAGGGGCGUGGCGCGGAAGGGCGUGUGUCUCUGUGUCUCCUGAAGGUGUGAAUAUCAGCAAGGUUUUGACCACCACCACCACCACCCCCAUGUUGGCCACCAUGUCGCUGUCGGAGGCCAUUGUGACGUCAUCGAGUGGGCGGGAGGAGGCGGGACUGAGGUCUCAGAUGGGCGGGGCAGUCAGUGAGGCCACGCCCACAGCUCACACCCCAGCGCUAGGGACGUCCCACUCAGCAGGCCUCGACCCUGCGGCCAACAGGACCACCACCUCCAGCAGCAGCGCCCAGCACCACCACCACCUCCCCGCCCUCACCCCAGAGCUCCUUUCCCCAGCCGAUCUUUCCCCAGGACACCUCUCAGCGUCCCCACCCCUCUUCUCCCCACCUGCACCCCCAGUAUAUUCCCCAGUCUCCCCCGUUAGCGGUGGGAGAUCAGAUUCCUCCACGAAUUUCUUCUUUCCGAGUGUUGGGGGGCCGGGAUUUAGCGCCCCCCACUCUUCCUCUUCCACCCUCUCCACCACCUGCCGCGCCUCCCCCGAGAGUGAGAUCAUCAAGAACAACCUGCUGGGGUCUCGACACAGGGACACUCGGUAUAACUCCGUGGCAGAAUCCGAGGCUGGCUCAGUGUCUGACUGCACGGAAGGAGAACGAUCACCCACACUGCAGGUGUACUCCCCGGAGCUGGACCGUGAAGGGUUCUCAGGGGGGCGCCCACCCCAGCCCCUCGAGAUGUUUAACAUGGAUUUGCACUACGAGGCUGCCAACGGGAUGUACAGUGCCAGAGGGGGCGGAAUGUACACGCCCACUAUGCAAGACAUGACCUCAGCGCCUACCAACAUGUGGCCUCAGCAGGUAGACUACGGGAUGCAGGACCUGGGAGUAAUGAAGACCUCGCCCUCGACUCCACCCCUCAACUUCCCGUCACAAGUAUAUGGUCGACCUCAGGUAACGCAGCGCCAGCCUUGUACAUUACCUACUAGUACUUCCAUACCUACGCUUAACCAGCUGCCAUCAAGUAACAUGCCUCUGACCCGCUCCACACUCGGCUACGGCGGCUAUGACAUGUCAGGCUCGUGGGCGGCAGCAACGGACCCCUACAACGCCUAUGGUCCGCAACACGUCCGCACCGCCAUCUCGGCAGUGAAAGCAGUAGAUAGCAGCCUGCGGGACACCUGGGAGUGCCGUGAGUGUGUUAACUGCGGCGUCUCACAUACGCCCCUGUGGCGGCGGGACUCCUCAACUGGCCACUACCUCUGCAACGCCUGCGCCCUCUAUACCCGCACCAACGGCAUAAAUCGCCCGCUGGGAAAGGCGCCCGCUCGUCGCCUCUCGGGAAACCGUCGGAUUGGUCAGAUGUGCACCAAUUGCCAUACGUCAGUGACCUCAUUAUGGCGUCGUAACAGCCAAGGAGACCCUGUGUGUAACGCCUGUGGCCUCUACUACAAACUGCACAGUGUCAACAGACCCCUGACCAUGAAGAAGGAGAGUAUUCAGACUAGAAAACGUAAACCCAAGAAGUCAAGUGAUACCAAAACCUCCUCCUCCUCCUCGUCAUCAACCUCCACCACCUCGUCCUCCGUCACUCCCUCUACCACAGCCUCGAGCCUUGGGUCAUCUGGCUCCUCGUCCUAUGUUAUCUCUUUAGCGUCUUCGUCUGCGUCUACAUCAUUGACUACAUCCACCUCCGCCCCUACGACCUCCUCCUCGUCACUGACCACCACUUCCGCCUCGACCUCCAAGUACCAGAUUGUCUCCACGCCUAUAGUGAAGACGGAGCCGACGAUGGGGCCAUACUUGUCCAUGUACGGGUCAUCCACAUCAUCGUCGUCGUCAUAUGGACAACAGAUGUCGUCUCCGGCAGUAUCGUCCGCCUCACUACUUGGGUCGUCCUUGCCGCCCCUCCUGACUCCCUAUUCCCUACAGAGCCUCAAGGCCAACCAGGCAGUGGCGACCUCCACACUCCAGUAUGGGGUCAAGGACGAGCCUUCCUCCCCUGGCGGUGGUAGCAGCAGCCUAGGAGAACUCACCUCCCUCCCUCACGCCCACUCAGGCUCCCAGCACGACCAUUCAGGCUCCCAGCAUGCCCAUUCAGGCUCCCAGCACGCCCAUUCAGGCUCCCAGCAUGCCCAUUCAGGCUCCCAGCAUGCCCAUUCAGGCUCCCUGCAUGCCCAUUCAGGCCCCAGCACGCCCAUUCAGGGCCCCAGCACGCCCACUCAGGCUCCCAGCACGCCCACUCUGGGUCCCAGCACUCCCACUCUGGGUCCCAACAAGCCCACUCCCAGAUAGCACACUCACCCUCCCAGCACGCCCACUCUGGCUCUCAGCACAGUCACUCCACCACCCAACACACCUCCAGUGGAUUGAGUCUCACCUCACGUGGGGUUCUGGCGGGAGUGACGGCCUCCACCAGCCAUCUGUCAGCCGUGGCCUCCUCACCCCCCACCUCCCACUUGACCUCCAGCACCUCACCCCUCACCCACUACGCCUCCGCCAACCUCAUGCUGCCCCAUAUAGUCAACUCUGCCAGCCUUGGGGCCACAGGUCUCCAAGGACGCUCGAGUUCCCCGCUGACACCCACCCAUCAGCACCCCCUCGAACACCUCUCCUGGAAGACCAACUGAGGGACUGAUCCUCCCCCCACUCCCCCUUCCUCGUCGCCCCAAGAGAGAAACUCCUUCCUGAACCAUGAUGGAAGGGUCACUCUGGUGUGCUCACUGCAACUCUCACCACUUUGCUAUCCUGAAGAAAAUAUAACUGAUAGCAUCUUAACGCUGUGAGAAGAAAUUCACUUUGAGAAUACGAACAUUAUAACCCGUUUCAACACCUACCACUAGAGACUGAGGUGGAUCAAGAGGCCAGUGUAUUAUAGUGUAGGGAUAAGGAGUCACGUGUGUGUGUGUAUAUAUAUUACUCCCAGUUAAAGAAGCACCUGAGGGUCUUGCUUUCAUGUUUUAAUUUUUUUUACUUGAUUUAAUAUACAAGUGUGUGUGUGUGUGUGUGUGUGUGUGUGUGUGUGUGUGUGUGUGUGUGUGUGUGUGUGUGUGUGUGUGUGAUUCACCAGGUCGACUAAGGCUACUGGUGUUAUGAGUGCUUGUUAUUAUUAUUAUUAUGCCUUUAGGGUUAAUUUAUCUAGCAUUAAUUUAUCUAUUUUUUUUUAAUAGUAAUAAAAUUUGGUUGAAUAAGGUUGUUAGGCACACCAAAGAUAGGAAGUAGGUUCAUGGGUGCCAAAGAUAGCCAAGAUAGCCUCCUAGUACAGUAUUUGGUGGAAGGUUGAGAGGAGAUGUGCUGGACGGUGAAGCAAGGUAGUGUGUGUGUGUGCUGUCCUGUGUGAUGUGUCUAGGUGCUCACUUGGGUAUGGUGCUGUUAUAGUGCUGUACCUCAAUGCUCCCCUGGGUAUAGUGCUGUUCCAAGCUCAUGAACUAGUCAUCGGUUAUGAUGCUGUUAACUGCUGUGUAAUUUCCACUGUUCCCUUGGGGCCUCACUGUCUCGUGCUGUGCUCAUAAAAUAAUGGCGUCUCUUGUGUCCUAGAAACUAGUGCUCCAUUAUUUACACUUAACGACCUAUUGUUGUGUAUCGGUUAAGUUUUGGGUCAUAUAUUUGGUCUUGAUUCCUGUUUCCUUGAGUCCCCCCCCUCCCUUUAGUCCUAUUCUCCGUUUUCUUUCUCUAGAUCUUUAUCAAUGUUUUGUUCAAUAUUUGUCAUGAACAACAACAAAAAAUGGGUGACUGAUUCUAUUUUGUUUAUGUCGUUUUAGUAGACUUUUUAAUCUACCCUGUUACUUCAGCUGUUCCAAUACGCCGAAACUUAUCACAUUACUCGUGUCUUGAAGCAAUGGCCAGACGUUGUCAAAGUUUCAUCCUUAACUGAAACAUCAUUAAUGAGUUUGUUGUAGUGUUAUAAAGAAGAAGAGGCUACCAAGUGUAUGAUAAUGUAAAUAGCAAUUUUUUUUCCUCUUACUCUUCAUUCUAAGGAGUGCGGUGGACGAGUGGAUACAAUACUCGUCUCCUAUCCUAAGGGUCGUUGGUUCGAUCAUGGGGCACUCCCAGUCUACCCAGCUGUAAAUGGAUACCUAACUUUACAUGUUGGGGGGUGUGAAGGCGGUCGACUGCACUACCAGCCACACUGCCUCCUAGCAUAACCGAUAGCUUAGCAUACAGUGCGUGUUGUACCCUAAAGAGACCAGUGACACAGUCUUUACUCUUUAUCUAAGGUUUAUACAUUAGGAAUUGAUGCUUCGCUUUUAUUUUAAGUGUAUACCUCAGAUUUACCUUCUUAGUCGAGGGUUAACCAAUAUACCUUCCUUUACCUGCGCGGUACUCAGUGGUGAUUUAUUUCAACCGAUCGACCAGGCUCACGUGAUGGCGACGCUGUGGCAACAUGAGAACCAGAUCCUUAGUCGUGUUACCAGCGUGGAGUCUUAUAAGUGUGUGGCUAUAUAUUCAUGUAUUUGAGAUUAAAAACAACUUAUUGGAUAUUAUUAAGGAUUAAUUAUGUUUUGAAAUUAAUCAUGUGACUUUGUUUAAUAAUUAAGAACUGUGAGGGAAUUGAUGAAAAUGAUUGUGUGAGGUGAAAGUGAAUAUUUGGGGCCUUUUUUUUAAAUGAUGUUGAUUUGUUAUUGGAAAUUAUAUCCCUGGAGGAGAGGUUUGUGUUAGUCUAUUUCAGUGUUUUAUAAAUGUUAGAUAUUGAUUGUCAAACUCUAAUGUAUUGUUGAAUUUUAAUCUCAGUCUAUUUAAAUUACUGUUUUUCUCUGCAUUUUCAUUUUAAUUCAAUAUGCAAUAAUGCGGCCCCCUACUUUGUUAUCAAUAAAAUAUAAAUUAAAAUAAUAUACUUCUUGA